AUAGAAUAACAGUCAUUUUAUUUUUAAAUAGCAAAAAUUUGGUAAAAGAAAAAAAAUUAAAAAAAUUAAAAUUUCUAUUGCAGUUUUAUAUAAUUUCUACCUUAUUAAAUGGUUUAAAUUUAAUUACAAUAGAUUUUAAGUAUAGCCAUUUACUCGUUGAUAGUAACGAUAUCAUAAUAUAAAUGAAAGGAAAGGAGUAAAAUCAUUGAAAAAUAAAUCUUAUUUGUUAUCACGUUAACUCAUCAAGCGCAUAAAAUAUAAACAAAUUGAGAGCAUUACAAGCUUGCUCGCAUAAAUCACCACAAAAUGGAUAGUUAUGGAUCGCGAAAUAACAGCAAUAAAUAUCAAAAACCUUCAUUCAAUCGUCGAUCUCAUGACGAUGAUAUGUAUUCAGAACGAGAUCGUAAUGACGAUUAUUAUAACAAAAAAUCAAAAAAACCGGAGCAAAACUAUUAUCAGGCAAAACAGCAACAACAACAACAACAGCAAAUUCAAGGAAGUAAAUCUGAUUCAUCAAAGCGUUACGAGUCUAGACAAGGAUCGGAACCUAGAAUAAUGUCAAACAGUAAUAGUAAUUUCUCUUAUAAUCAAGAUCCAGAUAAGAAUAAUUAUGAUAGAAAUCGUGGAAAUGAUCAAAAAGUUGGAAUGAACCAACAAAGUUAUGAACAUCGUAAUAAACCACCAUCAAUACCGCGAAUUAAUAAUGCUGGAUUUAAGAAUCUUCCUUUGAACAUUGAUACAUUACCGCCAAGACUUAAGAGGAAAUUUUUAAAAGAUUGCGGACUGCCUGAGGAACUUGCCGACAAGCCUUUAUUUGAAUUUGCACAACAAUCUUCAGGAUACUCAUCAACACUGCCUUUUGGGAAUCGUAAUCGCUACGAUCAACAACAUCGACCACAGAAUUUUCAAAAUAAUAAUUAUCAAUCAAAAUAUAAUAAUCAAAAUUCAAAUUAUAACCAUUAUAAUAAUGACAGAGGAAAUGACAGGGGCAAUAAUAGCAACAACCAUCACCGAUCACGUUCAAUAACUCCACCUAGACAGCAGCCACAAAAACAACAUUAUACACCGAAAAAUGAAUGGAAGUCACCAAAUGAAAAACAGCAACAACAGCAGCAGCAGCAGCAUUAUGAAGACGUAAUUCGCAAAACGGAUAAAGAAGGUCAAAGCUCAUUCGAUUGGAGUGAAGACGUUAUGGCCAAUUCUCUUUCACUUCCUCCCGAUGUCAAUAAUGCAUCAUCGAGGGAUCACAAAUAUGAUGACAAUAACCGUCACAGACAUCGAAGACGUCGUAAUCGAAGCGCAUCGAGUAAUGGCAGUGCUGAACGAAGCGGUGGCUACAAUCCGAAUGAUAAUAAUUUUCAAAAUGUUUUUAAAAUGCCUUUCCCAAAACCUGGAAAUAAUCGACAACGUAAAAAUAGUCAAUCCUCAUAUAACAGUAGAGAAAAUAGUAUGGAACGUUCUUAUGGAUAUAAUAGUCGUGAUAAUAGCUUAGAUCGAAGACAAAAUCACGGUAGACGUUAUCAGAAUCGAAGAGGAAGUGAUAAUUAUCAUUCGAGUCGUGAGAAUAGUGCAGAACGAUAUGGUACAACAAAUUGGUCACGUCAGGGAUCAUCGAGUAAUUUACAGGAUGAAGCAAUAUCUUGGCGUCGUGCAGAUGAAGCGCAACACAUGAGCAGUAAAACAGAUCAAAAGAUUGCCGAAUUAACAAAACAAUUUGAGACAUCCGUUGAGCUGAAUAAGAGUUCUAACAAUAAUAAUAUUCACAACAAUAAUCAAGGUGAUCAGAGAGUCCUUUUUGAUCCUAAUAAUCCAUCGAAGCCAAUAGUUGUUAAACAAUCACAAAGUCGUCCUCGAGAAUUUCUAGUGCCUGACGUAAAUGAACAUUUCAAUGAUCACCAAAAUGACCUUAGUGCAGCAAAGCCAGUGUGGCUAAAAAAAUCCUCAGAACAAUAUCAAAAAUCAAUUAAAAGUAAACGUUUAAUAGACGAACUCGAUGUUUUAGAUUGUAAAUUAAAUCAGCUUAUUGAUAAUUCCGAUUUGAUUCAGGAAUGGACCCACAUUCAAGAAUUGCGCGAAAGUGUUCAGUUAAUAUUUGAAGAAUUGUUACGAGUCGACAUGAGAUUCUGCCAAAUAGAGCAUGUUGAACAUUAUUUUUGGAAGUUACUCUUCUAUAGGAUAAUUGAAUUAUUACGUAAGAAAAUGCAAGAUUGUGAUGAUGAAAGUCGUGGCAUUUAUAAAGAAAAGGCAAUUGAAAUUGUUGAUACUGGAACGAAAUAUUUAGAGGCACUGCUAAUUCACUUGGAAGCAUGUCAUAAGUUUCAAAUUGAAGAUUAUAUUGGUGACAAUGCUGCUAAUUUCAAAAGUGGCUUAGGUUAUGUUGGUCUUGCACUAGUGUCAUCACAAAAGAUUUUUCUCUUUCUCGGCGAUUUGGCACGUUAUCGCGAACAAAUUAAUACAACAAAUAACUUUGGACGUGCAAAAAAUUAUUAUGUAAAAGCUCAACAAAUUGUGCCUAAAAAUGGACGACCCUUUAAUCAACUUGCAUUGUUGGCUGUUUAUUCUAAAAGAAAAAUUGAUGCUGUGUAUUUUUAUAUGAGAAGUCUGAUGUCAUCAAAUCCAUUCUUAGCUGCUAAAGAAAGUCUUGUUGCACUUUUUGAUGAGAUUCGCAAGAAGUAUGAGUUUAGUCAACGGAAGCGUGAGGAGAAGACUCGUCUAAGACUCAAAGAGAAAGAGCACCGUUUUGAUGGUAAUUUGAGGAAAGAGACAUGGAUACAUCCCGAAGGUGGUAGUCGAGUUCAUAGAACAGCACCGUUAGAUGUUUCGAUGAUUAGCAAAAAUACAGACUCGAGUGAUGAUGAGCUAGAUCAAAUGGACCCCUCUGAGCUCAAUAAACGCUUUAUAAUAUCAUUUUUGCAUGUUCAAGGAAAGCUCAUAACGAAAAUUGGAAUGGAAACCUUUCACACAUGUGCAACGCAAAUGUUGAGAGAAUUUCGAGCACUGCUUCAUAUAUCACCCAUUCCUAUCAACUCACAUCGUCUACUUCAAUUAAUUUCUCUCAACAUGUAUGCAAUUGAAUGCAAUGCACUCAAUUUUACGGAAUUGAAAGACUCAUCUAUAGGUGCAGAUAUGCAGGCUCGUCCAGAAGUACAAGAAUGUGCAAUUAUUGUUGCAUUACUUAUGUUUGGUAUAAUCGUUGAGCGUUUCAUUGAGAUGCUUCGAGAGUCGCUGAAUGGCGGUAGUAAAACGUCUGCUGUUGUGAUAUUAAGUGGCGAGGAUCAAAGAAAAGUCGAUAAGACGAACAUCACAACGAAGGACGAAUCGAAAAAGAUCUUAAAGUUGAACGAAGAUUCUAAAGUUUUGCUGCCUGCUAUCAAGGUCUGGACAGAUUGGAUGUUUUAUCAUGAGAAUGUGUGGAAUCCGCCUCCUUAUUCUGAUUACAAAAUUAGUGCUAUGAGCAAUCACGAUCCGUGGAAUGGACUUGCUACAUUAAUGACGCUACUUGAGACUGUGGUUGAUGCAAAUAAAGAUUAUUUGGUGCUUGGAAAAGAUGAAGAUAAUACGUUGGUACGUCUGUUAGAAGACAUAACAUUGGCUGGAUUUACUCCAUUAAAGAAAGUCACUCAAGAUCCAAUUUACUGUAAAAAUGAUAUUAAUAUAGAAAUUGCUCAGAAUUCGCUAAGAUUACAAAAAUUAAUGUUUUUUGGAACUGAUUUCCUGUGCAAAUGCAAUCCACAGCCAAUUUUAAAGAAGAUUAUCAGCCCGUCAAACGGAAAAGUUGAAUAUAUGAGCAUCGUUCAAAAUCGAACUAGAAGUGCGAGUGGUGAUUCGGAAAUUCUGCUAGAAAGUUUUAGUGAUGAGGAAGAAAAUAGUAGCAACAAUAAUAGUAACAACAACAACAAGAAGUAUGUUGAUAUUGUUAAUGAUGAACAGAAGAAUUCCUCAUCCGAAUUGGAUGAUAAUUUAAUGAAGUCGCCUGAUCUUAAAAGCCAUCACGACGCAGCUGAAAUAAGGCGACUUUUAAGACGAAAAGAUGAAUUAGAAAGAAAGCAGAGAAUGCAUGAGAAAUAUAAUGAGCGAUUACAGGACAUUUUAAGUAAUAGCGUUGUAGCUGUAUGGUUGGAAGUACGACCACGAUAUUUGAUACCUGACACAAACUGCUUCAUAGAUGAUUUGGAAUUGAUAAAGGCAAUUGCUAAUGCGCAUCCGUUGUACCAGUUGAUGAUACCUAUCGUUGUUAUUAAUGAACUCGAAGGAUUGAGUCGAGGUAUUGUGAAACCAUUGACAUCAUCUGUCGUUAUGACUUCGGCAUUGUGUGAAAAAUUGGAGAAGAACUCGAUGCAUAAUAACAACAAUAUUAAAUCGGGAAGUCGUAGUGAUCCACAGCACGUUGCUAUGGUUACGCAGGCGUGCAAAAAUGCUUUAACAUUUUUGAAAUUAAAGAGUCCUGCUGUGAAGUGCGUGACAACAAAAGGAUCGAUCAUUAAUGCAGCUAUAUUUACCAGCGAAGACAGUCAAAAUGAGCAGAAAUCAAAUGAUGAUAAAAUUCUCGAUACAGCAUUAAGUUUAUGUAAGAAGAAUGUUGAACAGAAACAAGGUGAUGUGAGAUAUAUUAUCCGUGAAGUUGUACUUUUAUCGAGCGAUCGUAAUUUGCGUGUGAAAGCACUAACGAAUGAUAUUCCUGUACGUGAAUUGCCCGACUUUGUGCGAUGGGCAGGACUUAGCAGUGAUCUUUAAAAGAACGACAAACAACAAAAAUUAUUGAUUUUUAAAAAAUUAGCAACUUUUUCCCAGAAAUUUUUCAUUCGUUGUUAAGUUUUUCCUUAUAUCUCCCCAUCUCCCCCCCCCCCCCC
Messenger RNA from Chironomus riparius, 4850 nucleotides. The record is from the annotation of a GenBank genome assembly. Lineage: Eukaryota; Metazoa; Arthropoda; Insecta; Diptera; Chironomidae.